AGAAUGUAAAUUAAUAUACAGUUUGUGAAAUAAAAUAAAUCUAUAAUGCAACUGACCUCAAGCCGGAAACAGCGGAGAAGAACAUCUACAAUUAUCUCUUACGCAAGUUUUUGGGAUACUGUCGUCAGCGUGUGACCUCACUUCCAUAUCAAUCAGCGGCGGUGUUGUGCACAUGGCAGACCAGGAAGAGCUUUUGAGGUUCUGUAAGCGCCUACCGAAAGUGGAGCUCCAUGCCCACUUGAAUGGCUCCAUCAGUCCAUCUACUAUGGAGAAACUGAUAGCACAGAAACCUCAUCUUAACAUCAAUCAUGAUAUGGUGAUGAUCAGAAAAGGGCAGAAAAGAACACUCGAGGAAUGUUUUCAGAUGUUUCGAGUAGUUCAUCAAAUAACUAGCACAACUGAAGACAUACUGGUGGUAGCAAAAGAUGUCAUUAAAGAAUUUGCUGCUGAUGGAGUGAAGUAUCUUGAGCUGCGGAGUACUCCACGAGAAGAAAAUUCCACUGGUAUGUCAAAAAGAAGUUAUGUGGAAGCAAUACUGGAAGCCAUAAGGCAGACAAAAGAAGAAGGUGUUGAUAUAGAUGUGAGGUUUUUGCUUGCCAUAGAUAGAAAAUAUGGCGGUGAUGUCGCCAAACAAACUGUAAAACUGGCUGAAGAAUUCUUUCUGUGUAGUGGCGGAGUGGUUGUUGGUGUAGAUCUUAGUGGGGAUCCAAAUGCAUACAAAAGUAGCGAUUUCAUUGAACCACUCAGAGAAGCGAAAAAUGCUGGAUUGAAGCUGGCUUUGCACCUUGCAGAGAUUACUGGUCAAGAAGAUGAGACAAGGGAUUUCCUAAGUAUCCCCCCAGACAGAAUUGGACACGGAACAUUUCUUCAUGCUGAAGUGGGAGGCUCACAAGAACUUGAAAAUAUUGUGAGACAUCUGCAAAUACCCCUAGAAUUAUGCAUGACGUCGAAUGUGAAAGGCCAGACUGUUCCUGCUUUUGAAAAUCAUCAUUUUGGAUACUGGUCCCGCCUUGGUCAUCCAUUAGUGAUAUGUACUGAUGACAAAGGAGUUUUUGCAACUGACCUGUCUCAAGAGUAUUGGCUUACUGCAACAACAUUCAAUUUAACUCAACUACAGUUAUGGGAUUUGUCAUAUAAAGCUAUUGAUUAUAUUUUUGCCUCUGAUAUAAGAAAAACGCAGCUUAAGAAGACUUGGAAUGAAAAUAAACCAUGUCUGUUUAAUCAAGAAAAAGCUGAUUAAUUGAGGUUUGAUGGACCAGUAGAGAAUUAAAAGUAAUGUUGAUUGACUUAGUGUGAUAGGUCGCAUGAGAUUAUUUUAGUGAAGUCCCAGUCCUGCUGUACGUGCCUCAACUAAACAGUUUCACAGAAGGUUUCUUGCCUUCAGCACAAAAUGCUAAUGGACUUGAAAAGGUAAAGAGAGUUUUGAGGUUUGAAAUAAACUUCAUUGUAGAACUGGC
Messenger RNA from Protopterus annectens (West African lungfish), 1457 nucleotides. RefSeq names its product adenosine deaminase like (gene MAPDA). NCBI's taxonomy places the organism in Eukaryota, Metazoa, Chordata, Ceratodontiformes, Protopteridae. The record is from RefSeq and is a predicted model, not a curated record. The transcript has 10 exons. Gene Ontology annotation, biological process: inosine biosynthetic process; adenosine catabolic process. Bases 173 to 1240 code for a protein of 355 amino acids. Gene Ontology annotation, molecular function: adenosine deaminase activity.